Messenger RNA from Eurytemora carolleeae, 1265 nucleotides. RefSeq names its product hemicentin-2. Gene Ontology annotation, biological process: synapse organization. The coding region runs from base 142 to 1074 and encodes 310 amino acids. The transcript has 11 exons. Gene Ontology annotation, cellular component: neuron projection membrane. The record is from RefSeq and is a predicted model, not a curated record. Lineage: Eukaryota; Metazoa; Arthropoda; Copepoda; Calanoida; Temoridae.
CACAUUAGUUUAAGCAUUGGAAGUUUCUCUGAAAAUCCAGCACUAUUUCAAAAUGAUUUAAACUUGCUCUGCAAUUUUUGAGUUUAGAGGGAAUAAUGACGAAAUUUCAAGUUAUCCUCCAUUUACAAAGAGUUUGAAGGGAUGGAUAGGAUCAAUCUUGGUUUGCUUCUCUUCAUUUCCAGCUGUACUUCAGUUAGGAAUGAUAUCCGAAGUGUAGAAAAGGAUCGUCAACCUCAAACUAUCUUUGAUCAUUACGAUCUUGAACACCAACUCUCUCUGAUCAAGGCCGCUAUGGCUACAAGGAUAGACGAGGAUCGGUCUCCUGAAAGUGUGACGGUAGUGAGGGGUGAUACAGCCAUGCUAGUCUGUACUGUCAUCAACAUUGGCGAUAAAUCGGUAUCUUGGCUCCGGCUCCGGGAGCCAAUACCUCAACUGAUGUCUCUGAACAACGUGACCAACACUCUCAAUACCAGGUUCAAGGCUAUCGUCUCUGAUUGGAGGGAGUUUGUUUUAAUGGUACGAAAUACAGUUCCAGAAGAUGAAGGAAGAUAUCAAUGUCAGGUUUCCGGCCCACAACAUACUUCUCUAUCAAAAGUGGUCACACUCACAGUUAUAGAUUCAAUGGCUGAGAUUCUGCAAGGGUCGGAUCUAUACCUGGAUCAGGGUUCAGUUUUAGAACUAGUUUGCAGAGUAACAUCGGGACAACUCACUCCAGCUUUUAUACUCUGGAAGAAAGAAAACAAGAUAUUAAAAUUUGACGGAGGGGAGACUAGCCAAGUAAGAGUACUGGAGAAGGAUGAAAAAGGAAGACACUUUUCAUCUCUUAACAUUCAAAAUAUUUCACAGGAAGACAGUGGCUCCUAUGUCUGCCAACCUGCAGUUGGCGUACAAGCACAGAUUACGGUACAUGUACUAGAUAGGAAACCAGAAUUAGUACAAGCUGUACUAGGAGAAGGAGGCUUGGAUGAGGUUCCUGCUUUAACUGUUUCAUCCAAAAGUUCUGAAGUCGUCUACACUUCAUUUCUACUUCUAGUUUAUCCUUUACUUCUAGUUUAUCCUUCUCUUUACUUCUAGUUUAUCCUUCUCUUUACUUCUAGUUUAUCCUUUACUUCUAGUCUAUCCUUCUCUUUACUUCUAGUUUAUCCUUUACUUCUAGUCUAUCCUUCUCUUUACUUUUAGUUUAUCCUUUACUUCUAGUUUAUCCUUUACUUCUAGUUUAUUCUUUACAUUACUUCUAGUUUAUUCUUUACAUUACUUCUUCACCC